Molecule: messenger RNA, 1099 nt
Organism: Paraphaeosphaeria sporulosa
Lineage: Eukaryota; Fungi; Ascomycota; Dothideomycetes; Pleosporales; Didymosphaeriaceae
Exons: 1
Coding region: 276-875 (199 amino acids)
Source: RefSeq, a predicted model, not a curated record
UGGUAUUUUCCCACCCGAAUGCAUAUCUACCUAUUCCUCCAACUACGCUAGGUGCGAGGGGUAAGAAAAGUCGUUGGAAGCUCCUCUUCAUGGGAAUAUAAGCUUAAUGGCCGGCCAAAUGACUGGAAAAUCGUCUUCCCCGACCCAACAAUGACAUAUCUAUCAGUAGUCUGGAAAAGCAAGCCCAUUUAGAGAACAAGGAAGAGGUCUGGCUAAGAGAAACGACCCUGACGACCCACGAAAUCAGCGAACUCCGCAAACAAGCUUCAGGCCUCAUGUUUCUCUCUGUAUCAGUACUGAACGUACCCUUUCGCCCUGAGAACUUCAGUACCGCCCUUCCAUCAUAUGCAAAUAAUCCACGCGAACUAGAGCUUCGAGGACACGCCGCCCGGACCAGAGACAAUCAGGGGGAAGGCUUUCAGCAAUGGCGAUCGCAAGGUCAAACAACAGAUUUCAGCCGUCUCAAAAGCUUGCGCAAAUCGACGGUGAUAUCUACCGUAUGGUUCAACCCGUCCCGCGAUAAACCGCGUGGGUUCUGGUGGAACGGAGACUCUCGACUAGGCACAUACAAACUCGUCCCAUACAGUCUUGAAAAACUCACUAUGGAGUUCGAGUACCUAAUGUACACCUUUCCUGUCGGUGAUAUGUACUAUGAUACUUUCGUGUUUUGGUCACCAAAUCAGCAGCAGAAGGGUUUCGGUUGGAUCCUAGGUAUUUCCCAGCACUCACCAAGAUAUCCUACUCUGAAAUCACUCAACUUGACGGAAGCAAAAAGACUGUCGAUCCCAGGGACAUUAGUGCCCAGUAGGCUGUGGCCACAAUCCCGAACCCUCGCAGAGCAAGAUAGUCAUCAAUAUCACCAGAUCUGCCUAUAAGUAAGGCGAUAUGCUGAAAGGAGAUAUUGACGCUUGUUGCAGCAAGCUUGGAGCGCGGACUCUCUCAGCUCUCGUGAAAGGCAAGCGAGUCGAACAAGCUUUGACGAGCUGUCAAUGAAGGAAGUGAUGACAUCUUUGACUUCAGUAGGAAGAGUCUCGAGACUUGGCUUGUUGGUUUGGUUCUGAUUCAUGAUUGCAAUGGAAGAUAUGGAACAAGAUGACAG